CUGCAGCUGCGGGAGACCGUCCUGCAGCAGAAGGAGACCAUCGGGAACCAGCGGGAGGCCAUCCGGGAGCUCACCGGCAAGCUGAGCCGCUGCGAGAGCGCCGACGGCAAGUCCGCUACGGGGACGUGGAAGAAGGAGCUGGGCAAGGGCAAGGACACCAUGGGCGAUCUGCCGCGGGACCCGGCGCAGGUCAUCGACCAGCUGAGCCGCACCAUGCAGACCCUGAAGGACCGGCUGGAGAGCCUGGAGCACCAACUCCGAGCCAACGUGUCGUAUGCAGCACUACCUAACGACCUUAGAGAGAUGCUUCAACGGAGGCUUGGAGACCUGGAACGCCAGCUGCUGAGCAAAGUGGCCGAGCUUGAGGAUGAAAAGUCUUUGCUUCAUAACGAGACGUCAGCCCAUCGGCAAAAGACGGAGACAGCCUUGAAUGCAUUGCUAGAAAGAGUCUCUGAAUUAGAAAAAGGUAACAGUGCAUUUAAGUCACCUGAUGAAUUCAAAGUCUCCCUUCCUCUUCGCACAAACUACUUAUAUGGGAAGAUCAAGAAGACUCUUCCAGAGCUAUAUGCUUUUACUGUAUGCUUGUGGUUGAGAUCAACUGCUUCUCCUGGAAUUGGCACUCCAUUCUCCUAUGCUGUUCCUGGGCAGGCUAAUGAAAUUGUCCUCAUAGAAUGGGGGAAUAAUCCAAUUGAACUGCUCAUUAAUGAUAAGGUUGCUCAGCUCCCUCUCUUCAUUAGUGAUGGAAAAUGGCAUCAUAUCUGUAUAACAUGGACAACCAGAGAUGGAAUGUGGGAGGCUUUUCAGGAUGGAGAGAAGCUUGGCACUGGGGAGAAUCUUGCUCCUUGGCACCCAAUUAAACCUGGAGGUGUCUUGAUCCUGGGUCAGGAACAGGACACAGUAGGAGGAAGAUUUGAUGCUACUCAAGCCUUCGUUGGGGAGAUGAGCCAGUUCAAUAUAUGGGACAGGGUCUUAAAAGCUGAAGACAUCAUGAAUAUUGCUAACUGCUCUACCAACAUGCCUGGCAACAUCAUACCCUGGGUUGAUAACAACGUUGAUGUGUUUGGAGGUGCUACUAAAUGG
Balearica regulorum gibbericeps (East African grey crowned-crane) is the source of this 1080-nucleotide messenger RNA. It is a transcript of the gene NPTX2, whose product is annotated as neuronal pentraxin 2. The record is from RefSeq and is a predicted model, not a curated record. NCBI's taxonomy places the organism in Eukaryota, Metazoa, Chordata, Aves, Gruiformes, Gruidae.